GAUCAUGCGCAGCAUGCCCUGCAGCGCACAGCGUUCCGAGGACAUGUGGCACACGUUCAACCUGGUGCGUGAGGGCGACCACAUCACCGCCACCACCUUCCGCAAGGUGCAGGUGGACAAGGGCACGGGGGCAGACACGGAGCGCCUCAAGCUCAAACUCACACUGGAGGUGGCGGCCAUCGAGUUCGACGCGGAGGGAGGCGUCAUCCGCAUCAAGGGCCGCAACUUGACCGAGUCGGAGCACAUCAAGCUUGGAGCCUACCACUCGUUGGAAUUGGAGCUGGGACGAGCAUUCACGCUCAAAAAGGCGGCUUGGGACGCAUUGGAUAUUGAGCGCGUGCGGCAGGCCACUGACGUGUCUCUGUCCGCCGACCUGGCCGCGGUGCUCAUCACGGAGGGCCUGGCGCACGUGUGCCUGGUGGGCGGUAGCACCACGCUAGUGCGAGCCCGCGUGGAGGCCAACCUGCCCCGCAAGCGCGGCGCCGCGGCGGCAGGGUACGACAAGGCCUGGACGCGCUUCCUGGACCACGUGUUCACUGCGGUGGUGCGGCAUGUGGACUUCGGCGUCGUCAAGUGCCUGGUCAUCGCAGGCCCGGGCUUCGCCAAGGACCAGUUCAAGGAGCACCUGGAGCAGGAGGCGGUGCGGAGGGAGGUCAGGCCGCUGAUUGAGAACAAGGAAAAGAUUGUGCUGGCGUCCGCUUCGUCCGCCUACAAGCACAGCCUCAAGGAGGUGCUGUCGUGCCCCACCAUUGCUUCGCGCAUCAAGGACACCAAGGCCGCGCGCGAGGUCACCGCCCUGCAGGACUUUUACGACCUGUUGGCAACGGACGCAACCCGCGCCUUCUACGGCCCCGGCCACGUCUUCGCAGCGGCAGAGCUGGGCGCCAUCCAGGUGCUGCUGAUCAGCGACUCGCUGUUCCGGAUCAACCACGUGGAGAAGCGGCGCAAGUUCGCGGAGCUGGUGGAGGGAGUGCGGGAGGCGGGCGGAGAGGCACUGGUGUUCUCGGCCAUGCAUGUGUCGGGCGAGCAGCUGAACCAGCUGAGCGGCAUUGCGGCCAUCCUGCGCUUCCCGCUGCCGGAGCUGGAGGACAUGGAGAUACCGGCAGAGGUGUAGGGAAGGAGGGGGGAGGGAGGGGGAGGGGGGGGGAGGGAGGGGGAGGCGGCGGGGCAGGAGCAGCAUGGCGAUGGAGGUGGAGACGGAGGUGCAGGAGGCAGGGGACAGGAAGGUGGCGGCAGGGGUAGGUGGAGUGGGGAGUUGCAGAGUUGCAGAGCUGCGGUCGCAGCAGGCGUGACCUGGGACGCGCGCGCAUGCAGCGCAGGCGUGUGGGUGCGCAUGCGUGUGGGGUCUGGUCCACACGACUUCAAUGCAUGGCGUGUACGGCAGCACGGAGCGAGGGACUGCUAGUCCUACCUGUGCCGUUGGAGGACAGGGCAAUGUAAGGAUGUGCUUGUGCGGUGGCACGAGGGGAGGAGGGAGCAUGGAUGCGGAUGGAAGCUUUUAAGCUUCCAACAUG
Molecule: messenger RNA, 1514 nt
Organism: Chlamydomonas reinhardtii
Lineage: Eukaryota; Viridiplantae; Chlorophyta; Chlorophyceae; Chlamydomonadales; Chlamydomonadaceae
Exons: 13
Coding region: 14-1114 (366 amino acids)
Biological process (GO): nuclear-transcribed mRNA catabolic process, non-stop decay; RNA surveillance; nuclear-transcribed mRNA catabolic process, no-go decay
Cellular component (GO): cytoplasm
Source: RefSeq, a predicted model, not a curated record